AUGGCAAUCAAAACACAGUGUCUGGAAAAAGCAUAUGAUAACACCCUGGUGCACACAGCACAGCUUCUUAAUGCUGAGAAAAACCGGCUACUACGCGUGGAACAACUACUCCUUCAAUUUGAAAAUGAGAAUCUGCGAUGGCAGUUGAAUCAUGUCAAUCAGGAAUUGACUAAAACUGCAAGGGUGGAAUCUGAAGUCCGUCUUCAGCUCCAAGCGACUUACCAUGAGCUUGAUCAGCUACGAAGUAUGCAUCGUGCGUCGUCCCACGAAAUAGAGACUCUUCGUCUUGGCUCCCUGACCAAUGCUUCUGUUGAUACAAAAAAGCUCCUCGCAGAAAAACGCCAUCUCUCAAGGGCACUUUUGAGUGCAGAGGCAGACGUUGAAAGGCUAAAGUCCCAAAAGACUUCUCAGCAUACGCUCCUUGCCGAGAAGCGAAAUCUCGAACAACAGGUGGCAACCCUUGAGGCACAACUCGAAAGCGAAAAAAGGGCCCACGGACAAACAUUAGCCAGGCAGUCGCAUAGUGCAGAACAGAUCGCAGCGCUUAGCUCAAGCCUUGAAGAGGCGCGCAAUGAACUCAUGGCUGAGGCACGGGCACGGGAUGGGCGUGAGCGUGUCUUUCAACAACAGAGUAUCGAAUGGGCUGCUCAACGAGCGGCCCUCGAUGCCAAGCUUGAUGCCUUGAAUAAGAAGUUACGUUCAACAAAGGACCAAUACCAGCCCGCUGCUACGGAACGACGACGGCAUGGCACCUCUAAUAAUCAUGAGUCUAAAUUCUCCAGUGCAGAGUCCACUACACAGCACAAUUCUGGUCUAACAAUUGCUACCCCUGGAGCUAUUCGUGCCCAGGACAAGAUAAGUAAAACAUCAACAUUGCCUGGCCAGAAGUCAUCAUUUUCGAUCACUCCGUUUCUGAACCGAACAAACGGGCUUCAAAAUUCAGCUACAAGUUCUGAGGAUGAUGCAGACGAGCUCCACGCAACUCAUAUGACCAGUGGAGUAAAUAAGAAGGCCUCUGAAAAUGAUGUUCAAAGAGGUGGCGAUUCUAAGUAUCAGAGUCAGAGGGCGUCGGUUGAUGAGCUACCUGUCGCCGUAGACACACUACGUCUAGGUCAUGGCAUUUCCAACAGCAGAAAAGGGGGACAAACCCAGAGAAAAUUGGUAGACAAUUCAGAUCCUGAGGGACGAAUGGAAAAUGUCAGCGGUAUAUUUGCCCACUCUUCUAACCAUGGGCAGCCCAAAUCAAAGAAACGUAAACUAGGGACCCAACGCGACAUGGGCUUGUUCGACGAAGAAAAAGACGACGAAGAUGCUCAUGAAAUCAGACGGCCGGGCCGGAAGCUGGUCUUGGGCGGUACAGGGCGAAAUCUUGCUUCCCAAGUAUCUGCCCCAAGUGGCGGUCGCCUUGGACGCGGUCGCGCCUUGGGCGGACUGGGUGAAUUUUCUCCCUUGAAGCGAGACAGGAAACGUUCUUAG
Molecule: messenger RNA, 1476 nt
Organism: Aspergillus oryzae RIB40
Lineage: Eukaryota; Fungi; Ascomycota; Eurotiomycetes; Eurotiales; Aspergillaceae
Exons: 2
Coding region: 1-1476 (491 amino acids)
Source: RefSeq, a predicted model, not a curated record